Molecule: messenger RNA, 363 nt
Organism: Echinostoma caproni
Lineage: Eukaryota; Metazoa; Platyhelminthes; Trematoda; Plagiorchiida; Echinostomatidae
Source: the annotation of a GenBank genome assembly
ACAGCAUUGCAUUUAUUACUCUCCGGUGAGAACAUUGGUCCGGAGGAAGCGCUACGCCUGCACCUGAUCGAUCACAUUAUUCCCGGCGAGCUAUUACCGGACGGAGGGGGACGCACCGUGGUGGCCAGUCCGCUUGAUGAGACUGUUAACUGGUUGAAUAGGAUGAUCGGAAAGCUCCCUAUUCCGAUUGUGCACGCGACCAAGUGUCUCAUUCAUCAGAUCUGCUCACAGUCAGCGUGUGAUGCGCUCCAGAUCGAACAGACUCAGUUGGCAUCUGUCUGGGGUAAACAAGCGCAUCUAUCUGCACUUGCGUCUCGCCGGCAGUCGACAAGUUGCCACGCUCGAGAUGGGGACGAACACUAG